AUGGGGAACUGGGCUGUGAAUGAGGGCAUCUCCAUCUUUGUCAUUCUGGUAUGGCUGGGGAUGAACGUCUUCCUCUUUGUCUGGUACUACCGGGUUUAUGAUAUCCCAGAUAAGUUCUUUUAUACUCGAAAACUUCUUGGGUCAGCGCUGGCCCUGGCCAGAGCCCCUGCAGCCUGCCUGAAUUUCAACUGCAUGCUGAUUCUGCUGCCUGUCUGUCGAAAUCUGCUCUCCUUCCUCAGGGGUUCCAGUGCGUGCUGCUCAACAAGAAUUCGGAGACAACUGGACAGGAACCUCACCUUUCAUAAAAUGGUGGCAUGGAUGAUUGCACUUCACACUGCAAUUCACACCAUUGCACAUCUAUUUAAUGUGGAGUGGUGUGUGAAUGCCCGAGUCAACAAUUCUGAUCCUUAUUCAAUAGCACUCUCUGACAUUGGAGAUAAGCCCGGUGAAACUUACCUCAAUUUUGUUCGACAAAGAAUCAAGAAUCCUGAAGGAGGCCUGUAUGUGGCUGUGACUCGGGUGGCAGGCAUCACCGGAGUCGUCAUUACACUGUGCCUGAUAUUAAUUAUCACGUCCUCCACCAAAACCAUCCGGAGGUCUUAUUUUGAAGUGUUUUGGUACACACACCAUCUCUUUGUGAUCUUCUUCAUUGGUCUCGCCAUCCAUGGAGUUCAGCAGAUUGUACGUGGGCAGACUGCAGAGAGUUUAUUGAAACACCAACCAAGAAACUGUUAUCAAAACAUCUCAGAGUGGGGAAAAAUAAAGAACUGUCCAAUCCCAGAGUUCUCUGGGAACCCUCCUAUGACUUGGAAAUGGAUAGUGGGUCCCAUGUUCCUGUAUCUCUGUGAGAGGUUGGUACGGUUUUGGCGAUCUCAACAGAAGGUGGUCAUCACCAAGGUGGUCACUCACCCUUUCAAAACCAUCGAGCUCCAGAUGAAGAAGAAGGGAUUCAAGAUGGAGGUGGGCCAAUACAUUUUCGUCAAGUGUCCUGUGGUAUCUAAGCUGGAGUGGCACCCUUUCACCCUGACCUCUGCCCCCGAAGAAGACUUUUUUAGCAUCCAUAUCCGCAUCGUGGGGGACUGGACAGAGGGACUCUUCAAAGCUUGUGGCUGUGAUAAGCAGGAGUUUCAAGAUGCCUGGAAACUACCAAAGGUAGCUGUUGACGGGCCCUUUGGCACUGCCAGUGAAGACGUGUUCAGUUAUGAGGUGGUGAUGUUAGUGGGAGCAGGGAUCGGGGUUACGCCCUUUGCAUCCAUCCUCAAGUCGGUCUGGUACAAAUAUUGCAAUAAAGCCCCAAAUCUGAGGCUCAAAAAGAUCUACUUCUACUGGCUCUGCCGGGACACACAUGCCUUUGAGUGGUUUGCGGACCUGCUGCAGCUGCUAGAAACACAGAUGCAGGAGAAGAACAACACGGGCUUCCUCAGCUACAACAUCUACCUCACUGGCUGGGAUGAGUCUCAGGCCAGUCACUUUGCUGUGCAUCAUGACGAGGAGAAAGAUGUAAUCACAGGCCUGAAACAAAAGACCUUGUAUGGACGACCCAACUGGGAUAAUGAGUUCAAGACCAUUGGAAGUCAACACCCCAAUACCAGAAUAGGAGUCUUCCUCUGCGGACCGGAAGCCUUGGCUGACACCCUUAAUAAGCAGUGCAUCUCCAACUCCGACUCUGGCCCCAGGGGAGUGCAUUUCAUUUUCAACAAGGAAAACUUCUAACUGGUCUCUUCCAUGAGGAAUAAAUGUGGGUUGUACCACUGAAUAACCAAGUAAUGCUAGUGGAUAAUAGAAGUUCCUCCCUUUAAAAAAGAAAAAGGAACUAUGAUGUGAUGAUUUUCCCUGAAAGGAAUGUCAAAGAUUUUUAAUGGUGAUAAAUUUGCAU
Budorcas taxicolor (takin) is the source of this 1876-nucleotide messenger RNA. RefSeq names its product cytochrome b-245 heavy chain (gene CYBB). The transcript has 13 exons. The record is from RefSeq and is a predicted model, not a curated record. Gene Ontology annotation, molecular function: superoxide-generating NAD(P)H oxidase activity. Gene Ontology annotation, cellular component: NADPH oxidase complex; plasma membrane. NCBI's taxonomy places the organism in Eukaryota, Metazoa, Chordata, Mammalia, Artiodactyla, Bovidae. The coding region runs from base 1 to 1713 and encodes 570 amino acids. Gene Ontology annotation, biological process: defense response; superoxide anion generation.